Molecule: messenger RNA, 692 nt
Organism: Notodromas monacha
Lineage: Eukaryota; Metazoa; Arthropoda; Ostracoda; Podocopida; Cyprididae
Source: the annotation of a GenBank genome assembly
AUGAAUAGGUGGAUUGGCGAGAUCGACGAUGUGGUGAUCUGGAGCGACUGCGAGAUUGACAACGGUGUCUACGGGUUGGUGUUCUGGAUCGUCGUCUCGAUGGUGAGGAGCGCCGGCGUUGGUUGCGAUCUGGAUAUUCGUUCCAUGUGUUGGUGUCGGCGGGGUCAUUUUGUUGGUGACAUCGCAUUUCUAAGCGGACAUUGGUCCAAUGCGCGGCUUGGUGUAGGAAGGACUUGAUGUGAGGCCAAAAACGGGACCAUGGCCUGAGCAAUUGUGAGGAGGCGUUUCGUGGUUCGGCGGAUGCUGUGGUAUGGUCGUUGUGAAGCAGAUGUGGAGGACGUGUCGUCAGUGCGAAUGGAAGGAGAUCAUGGUGGUGUGGAGGAUUGUCUUCGUAAUGGUGGUCGACCAGGGCGACAUGUGGUUCCGCGGCGUGGAUUGGACGUGGAUGGAAUGUUGAGGGCCUCAGAGGAUGGAAUUUUGCCAAUUGGAGGUUUCACAAAUCAAGCACAAAAAAAUGAAGUUCUCGCAGCCGACGUUCGAGAUGAAGUGAAGUUUCUUCCGCGGAUUUCAUCUUGGCUUCAGGAAGAAGGAUCCGGUUUUGGAAGACUUGUUUGGAGUGUUGGCUAGGUGUGUUUUUAGGUAUUCAAUUUUGGUGUUCGUGGCUUGUUGUGUGGCAAAGGUGUGUGGGUUCU